This is a messenger RNA of Argentina anserina (silverweed cinquefoil), 1102 nucleotides long. RefSeq names its product F-box/kelch-repeat protein At3g06240-like. The transcript is spliced from 2 exons. The coding region runs from base 224 to 652 and encodes 142 amino acids. NCBI's taxonomy places the organism in Eukaryota, Viridiplantae, Streptophyta, Magnoliopsida, Rosales, Rosaceae. The record is from RefSeq and is a predicted model, not a curated record.
UUGGUAAUCUGGAAGGGUGUUCUCAAUCUUGGCAUGAGUUUUCAUGGGCAGAAUACUAAUUUGUGCUAAAUUGUUCAUGCUUCUUUGAAAUUGCAACCAACAUAAGGAGAUUCUAAGUGUGAAUGGAGGGUUUCAUUGGUUGGUUCGAAGUGUCCGUGAUGGAUUAUCAUCCACGAUCAUCAUAUCUUUUCGUUUAGCAGAGGAGGAUGUUGGUGAGAUUCCAAUGCCGCCGGGUUUUAAUGUUGUUGAAGAAGAUGAGUAUUAUGUCAAUGUCUUUGAGGGAUGCCUGUGUUUGGGGAAAAAGGAUGAUCUAGUGUUUUGGGUCAUGAAGGAGUAUGGAGUGGCCAAAUCCUGGAUUAGAGUAAGAAUGCCCAUACCAUUUUAUGGAGGGUUACAUUGUGGAUUUGUGAAGAAAAAAUAUCAUCUGCUGCUCUUACAAGAAAAUAUGCGACUGCAGUUAGCUAUGUACAAUUUUGGUAGGAAAAAAAUUCGCAACCUAUCAAUUUGUGGAGUUAGCGAGCCUUGUUCUGCUGGGAUUUACUUGGAGAGCCUUGUGUCACCUAAUAACUAUUGCAUCCCUCAGUCAUUAAGCAUUGCAGCUGCAAUGCAGGUGGAAUAUGAGCAAGUACAUUUCCACCAGAGGACAUCUUAAGCUGUAGUGGUGUGCUUGGGGAAUGGUUUUUCUCAUGUUUUGGUCCAACAUCAGGUGCAUAUGAACCUCAGUUGUCAUCUUUUGGUUUAAAGCUAGUUUCGGUUUCAAGAAGAAUUUCUGUAAUUUAGUUCCAUAGUGCCUCCUACUUCAAGUGUUCAAGUACUAGUUUAGCUUAGUAUCGAACCUUUUAUGUAUUUGGCAAGUGCUGGUGUUGCUGUCACAUUUAGUAUUUCUAAUACUUACUUUGAAAGUUUCUGUCAGUGCUUAAAUCCCCUGAUUUUAGAGUUGCUUUGUUAGUUUCUAAUUUGUUUGAUAUGCUAGCAGCUAAAUAUCCUUUCACAGAACUAUAUAGCAAUGCUUUUCUUUUAACAGCUCUUCCACUGCCUAAGUUGAUUUGUUUAGAUUGGGUCGUAGUUUAGCUUGGGUAUCAUCCUUAAACUGCAAGCUAAU